AUGGAUGCACAUAGCAUCAAAGGGUAUACCCUAGAACAGGGGCCCUCACCCCCAAGGGGGGCCCCUGGUGGGGCCCCCGGGGGGCCCCCAGGUGCCUCCCAUGCUGCUGGUAAUGAUGUCUUCUCUGCUCAAUGUUUCAUGCCAAUUCAGCUGCUGCAGCAGCAGCAGCUACUGCAGCUGCAGCAGCAGCUGCAGCAGCAGCAGCAACAACAUGCACCUCAGCAGCAGCACCAGCAGGACGCAUCAUUAGGCCCUCUACGACAGCAGCAGCUGCUGCAGCAACAUUUGCUGCAGCAGCAACUGCUGCAGCAGCAACUGCUGCAGCAGCAGCAACAACAAACUCACGCACACUCACCAUCGCAUCAACAGCAAACAAAUAAUGCACAGCAACAGCUGCUGCUGCAGCUUCAGCAGCUGCAGCAGCAGCAGCAACAACUGCAGCAGCAGCAACUGCAGCAACAGCAACAGCUGCAGGAGCUGCAGCCACAACAGGCUCAGAAAGAGCAGCAAGAGCAGCAACAACGGGGGGGUCAUUUGCAGGCCUCCGAUCGGCAGCAGCAGCAGCUACUGCAGCAACUGCAGCAGCAGCAGCAGCAGCAGGAUCAGCAGCAGAAGAGGAGUAGCAGAACAAGGAAGCCGCAGCAAAAGAGGCAGCAGCAGCAACCGCAAGAAAGCAUAUACAAGAGGACAUACUCUGGUAACAACAGACGGGCAAGAGCAGCAGGAGAAGCAGCAGCAGCAGCUGCAGCAGCAGCUGCAGCGGCUAACGAAGCAGCAGCAGCAGCAACAGGAAGCGAUGCAUCCUUUGGAGCAGCAGCAGCAGCAGCAGCAGGGGAGCCACCAAUGGGCAGCUGCAGCAAUACAAAUCCAUCAGGCCUCCUUCGUGGUUCUGCUGCUGAUCAUGCAGCAGCAGCAGCAUCAACAGCAGCAGCAGCAGCAGGAUGUCCUCCACAUACACACGAUGCAGCAGCAGUAGCAGCAGCAGCAGCAGCAGCAGCAGCAGCAGAUGGCAGCACACAUGAGGGAGAUGCUGCUUCUUUAUCUUUGCUGCAGCAGUUACCUGUUGGUGAUGAAACAGGAGCAGGAGGACCAUCAUCAUCAGCAACAGCAGCAGCAGCAGCAGCAGCAACAGCAGCAGCAGCAGCAGCAGCAGCAGCAGUACCACAGUGGCGGCUGCGGCCCGUAAGGAAGCGCAGCUGCAUGCGUUUGCUGCCAUUAGCAGAAAGAAAGGAAUGGGAUGCCCCUGAGCUUAGACAAUAUCUAAGAGAGCGGGACGUGAGGGCAUACGCCCUAUGGCAGCAAGCGGUGCAGCGGGUGUUGGAUGAAGGAGGGAGAGAAGCAGCAGCAGCAGCAGCAGCAGCAGCAGCAACGGGGCAGCUAAAUGUUCUUAGCAACAAAAAAAGCAAAAAGAGCAGCAAAGAAUCCCUGCUCGAACCCCCUAAAAGGUUGCUGCGUCAUGAGCCUUUUGAUGAGCAACUGGCGCUGCAGCACUACCAGCUGCUGCAGCAGCAGCAGCAGCAGCAACAGCAGCACGAAGAAGAGCUACCCGCAGUAAAGUCUGAGGGCAGCAGCAGCAGCAGCAGCAACAACAACAACAACAACAACAACAACAACAACAACAACAACAGUAGCAGCAGCAGCAGCAACACAGUACCAAAUGAUGAGGGAAACAAUAACAAAGUUGCUGCUCCUGCUGCUGCAGCAACAUCUACAGCAGCAGCAGCAACAGAUGCAGCAGCAACAGGAACAGCAGCAGCACCAGCAGCAACAGCAGCAACAGCAACACCCCGCGGCUUCGUGGAUGCAACAAAAGAAGAAGACGACGACGCUCCAGAUCAGCCCACAUAUGGUAUGGAGCCAUACGAUUCAACAUUAGAAGAACAAGAAGAAGCAAAAUUGCCGGAUGUUUUCCCCUCGGGAAUACAAAGAAGAAAAGAUGAUGCAUCUGUUGAUCCAAAAGUAAAUUAUCAUAUGUUUUUGCUGCUCCGUUUUUUGGAUUUAUUUGCGCCACACAUUGGAUUAGAGGAUUGGUCUUUUCAGGCUGUCUUUGAUCUAGUCACACAAAGAGAGGAUCCAGCGGAGGGAACAUUAGAGAUCGUUGCAGACACUCUUGACCAGCUGAAGGCACUCGCGGAGGCAGAGGAGGCAAAGGACCCCCCUGAUGAAUUUUUUCCCACUCUGCUGAAGGAGAAACACAGCGAAUUAGAAGCAGCAGCAGCAGCAGCUGCUGCUGCUGCUGCUGCUCGCCAGGAGCUCGAGCAGCAGCAGAGGCUGCUGCGGCAGCAGCAAGAGCUGCAAAAUCCAAAGGGUGAAGACACGGAUGGCGGACAGCCAGAAAAUGCUGCAGAUGCAAACCACAGCGAUGCACCUAUAGAGCAACAAAUGGAGGCUAGUGGCCCUCCGGGCGAUGACGGCAGCGCAGCAGAUGGGGCUGCCUCUGCUGCAGCAGCAGCAGCAGCAGCAGCACAGCAGCAGCUGCUGCUGCGCUCUCGUCUGUGCAGCAGCCCUCCCUCUGUUUCCCCUCUUAUAUCCUUCUCCCCUCCGCUGCAGCAGCAGCAAAAGUGUGGGGGAUUUGGUGGUGGUGCUGCUGCUUCUCCUCUUAUGUCAUCAGCAGCAGCACCAGGUGCAUUAGUUGCUUUGCUGCACCUCGCGCUAACAACACUGCCGCAGCAGCAGCAGCAGCAGCGGCAGCAGCAGCAGGCAGCUUUGAUGGCAGAAAAGGAAGAGCUGCAGCAGCAGCAGCAGCAGCAGAAGGGAGAGGAAGACAGCUUGGAGCCGCGACAGCAGCAACAACAACAGCACCAACCUCCGCAGCAACCUCCGCAGCAGCAACAGCAGCAGCAGGCACCGAGUCGGCAAUUCACUGCAGCAGAAGCAGCAGAACUGCAGCAGCAUGCAGGCGUACUCCUUGAUGUGCAGCAAUCGCUGCUGCUGCUCAAGACACUAGAUGAGGCGCAGCAGCGGCUGCAGCAAAAUGAGAAGGAGCAGCAGCAACAGGAGAACCAGCAGCAGCAGCAGCAGCAGCAGCAGCAACCGGAGCCAAAAGACGAGGAGGAAGAUGAGCUUCGCGUACAGGCGGUAAUGGAGUUUUAUGGUUUGCUGCGGGAUAAAUGGAAGGAUGCAGCAGAGGCAGCAGCAGCAGCAGCAGCAGCAACAGUAGGACCUCAGCUGCUGCAGGAAGCAGAUAAGACUUAUAGUCUUUUUUGUACUGCACCUCCAGCUGCCUCGCAGCAGCAGCAGCAGCAGCAGGCGGAGGAACCGCAACAAGAGGGCGAGCAGAAGAGGGAAAAGCAGGAGCAACAAGAGCAGGGGGACACACAGCAGCAGCAGCAGCAGCAGCAGCAGCAGCAGCAGCAGCAGCAGCAGCAGACUGCUGCAUCUUUUGACGAAGCUCCGACGCUUUCUCUAUCGCCAGAAGCAGCAGCAGCAGCAGCAGAUUGA
This is a messenger RNA of Eimeria maxima, 3441 nucleotides long. RefSeq lists its product as hypothetical. The coding region runs from base 1 to 3441 and encodes 1146 amino acids. Lineage: Eukaryota; Apicomplexa; Conoidasida; Eucoccidiorida; Eimeriidae. The transcript is spliced from 10 exons. The record is from RefSeq and is a predicted model, not a curated record.